CGCGGGUAAACCAGCCGGGCACUGUACCAAGAGGGCUGCAAUCCGACCCCGGAGCUGCACGAGUCCACGCCAAGCAUACAAAUCCCUGCUGGAGGGUGUGUGUGUGAGGACACCAGCGGGUCAGAAAGCCUGCUACUCACCCUCAGCUGUCGCCAUGAUCCUAGGUGGGAUGAAGGUGCAAGACGGCGCGGGAAAGUGAAGCAGCGGUCGGUAAAACAAGAGCCAGCAGAGAGGCUCCGGAGGGCGGGGGAGGGCGGUGCACGCGCAGUUGGAGCCGCAACGUCUGGUUAGUACCAGGGACCGGAAGGCGACCGCUAAGUACCGGACUGGCCCCGCCAGGGGCUGGAAUCGCGUACCCCAGGAUUCCCGCCGCGCAUGCGCGCCGGCGAGACGCCGCUUCCGGCCAGCUCUGCGUCUCAGUAUCAAGCGGCGAAAAGUGGCGCGCAGGCUUCGGGCUUGCUGGCCGGGAGACCAUUCAGUGUUGGAGCGAACCAAGUACCGACGGCGGGGGAAACCGUGCGACCUGGGUGGGGCACGCACAGCUCAAAUCUUCUGAGGGGUAAACACCACCAACUGCGCUCCUCUCAUCACCGACGUCUUGGGUGCGGAAAAUAACGGAGAUUUCCACGUGGGGGAACACUAGGGUUCCAGGCGUCUCCGGCGGCCAGCUAGCCCCACCCCCUUGGCUCCAUAGCCCCGCCCCCGUUCACCGCCGUAGCGGAUUGACCGGGCGCUGGAGGCCAAGCUGGCACCGCCCCUUUGAAAGCGCGCGCCGCCGCAGUUGCGAGAACCUAGCCCGCGGGGAAGCAGGAGGCAGUCGGCCGCGUGAGCUUCUGCAGCUUACUAGAGCCCAGCAGACAGCUGGUUGGCGCUCGGACCACGCCGCGGCAGCAGGUCCGUCCACGUGCUUUCGUCGGCGCCAUGGACAUGGAGGAGUCGGGGAUGCGUGAGGAAUGUGGCGUGUUUGGGUGCAUCGCUUCUGGAGAGUGGCCCACGCAGCUAGAUGUGCCGCAUGUGAUCACUGCAGGACUCGGGGGGCUACAGCACCGGGGUCAAGAGAGCGCUGGCAUUGUGACCAGUGAUGGAAGUUCAGUGCCCACAUUCAAAGUGCAUAAGGGAAUGGGCUUUGUCAAUCAUGUUUUUACUGAAGAUAAUUUGAAGAAAUUAUAUGUCUCAAAUCUUGGAAUUGGUCAUACGAGGUACGCCACGACGGGAAAGUGUGAGCUGGAGAGUUGCCAGCCAUUCGUUGUUGAAACUCUGCAUGGGAAAAUAGCUGUGGCCCAUAACGGUGAACUGGUAAAUGCAGCUCGGUUAAGGAAAAAGCUUCUGCGCCACGGCAUUGGGCUUUACACCUCCUCUGAUAGUGAAAUGAUUACCCAGUUACUCGCUUACACCCCUCCUCAGGAAAGGGACAAUACCCCAGACUGGGUCGCAAGAAUUAAGAACUUGAUGAAGGAAGCGCCCACUGCAUACUCUCUGCUCAUAAUGCACAGGGAUGUCAUUUAUGCAGUGCGUGAUCCAUAUGGAAAUCGUCCUCUCUGCAUUGGUCGUCUUAUUCCAGCUUCUGAUGAGAAUGGCAAAGAGAAGAAAUCUUCAGAGAGUGCAGGAUGGGUGGUGUCUUCCGAGUCGGGCAACUUUCUCUCUAUUGGCGCAAGAUAUUCCCAUGAAGUCAAACCUGGAGAAAUUGUAGAAAUAUCCAGGCAUGGUGUCAGAACUCUUGAUACGAUUCCAAGGUCUGAAGGAGACCCAGUGGCUUUUUGUAUCUUUGAAUAUGUUUAUUUUGCAAGACCAGACAGUAUAUUUGAAGGCCAGAUGGUUUAUACAGUAAGGUACCGCUGUGGCCAGCAGCUGGCUAUUGAAGCGCCUGUGGAGGCAGACUUGGUUAGCACGGUUCCAGAGUCGGCUACACCUGCAGCUCUUGGGUAUGCAGCAAAGAGUGGACUGCCAUAUGUGGAGGUGCUGUGUAAAAACCGAUAUGUAGGAAGAACCUUCAUCCAGCCAAACAUGAGGUUAAGACAACUUGGUGUUGCAAAAAAAUUUGGCGUGUUGACUGACAACUUUAAAGGCAAGAGAGUUGUCCUCGUAGAUGAUUCGAUUGUGAGAGGCAAUACCAUCUCACCCAUCAUAAGAUUGCUCAAAGAAUCUGGGGCAAAGGAGGUGCACAUUCGAGUCGCUUCCCCACCAAUAAAAUAUCCUUGCUUCAUGGGAAUAAAUAUACCCACCAAAGAAGAGCUGAUAGCUAAUAAACCAGAAUUUGAUCAUCUUGCAGAAUACCUCGGAGCAAACAGUGUUAUGUAUCUGUCGGUGGAAGGACUGGUUUCAUCUGUGCAACAAGACAUCAAGUUCAAGAAGCAGAAAGUGAAAAGGCAUGAUAUUACGAUUCAGGAAAAUGGCAAUGGUCUGGAAUGUUCUGAGAAGACGGGACACUGUACAGCCUGCCUCACUGGGCAGUACCCUGUGGACCUGGAGUGGUAGCUGCCUGGAUGGAGUUCUUAAGACUGAACUCGAUUAAGAAGUGGUUUCUAUACUAUCUGUUACUCAGUUGGUACAAAAGAGAUACCACCUGCUUGUGUGUGUAUACCUUUAUAAGCUCUGAGAAUUCCUGAGGUUACUAAAUUGCUGUAAUUGAAUCAUGAUGCUUCCAUGUAAUACAACAUGUACGGAUUUUUUUAAUACAAGGAUUAACUUUUCACCUAGGAGAAGGCAGGAGGUGAAUGGUAUUUCCCAGGCCCAUGCUUGAAGGGUUUGCAAGAGGUUAGAUUAGGGAUGUGGAAUAUACACAGGACAAGGGGCUUUAUAAUGUUCAUGAAAAAUCUGAAUUCCUUGUGCCUCAUAGAGAUCUAAUCUGUAGUCUAAUCAGUAGGUGUGGCCGCCCCCUCCUGAGCACACACAUUUGUGGUUCUGAGGACUAAUGGACAACUCAAAACAAACAAAUAAAAACUACUUGGGAAGCUGA
Molecule: messenger RNA, 2956 nt
Organism: Arvicola amphibius (Eurasian water vole)
Lineage: Eukaryota; Metazoa; Chordata; Mammalia; Rodentia; Cricetidae
Product: amidophosphoribosyltransferase-like
Exons: 11
Coding region: 922-2475 (517 amino acids)
Biological process (GO): purine nucleobase biosynthetic process; purine nucleotide biosynthetic process
Molecular function (GO): amidophosphoribosyltransferase activity
Source: RefSeq, a predicted model, not a curated record